This is a messenger RNA of Oryzias latipes (Japanese medaka), 5717 nucleotides long. RefSeq names its product solute carrier family 41 member 1 (gene slc41a1). Gene Ontology annotation, molecular function: monoatomic cation transmembrane transporter activity. Gene Ontology annotation, cellular component: plasma membrane. Lineage: Eukaryota; Metazoa; Chordata; Actinopteri; Beloniformes; Adrianichthyidae. The record is from RefSeq and is a predicted model, not a curated record. Gene Ontology annotation, biological process: monoatomic cation transport.
GCGCGCGGUGGGGGCCACGGUGCAAAUGUGACGAGGUCGCGAGAGCCUGGGACAGGCGGGAGGAAGGGUUUAACCAUUAGCCACGAGCACGCAUUAAGACGGGCUGCGCAGAGCUCGUGCCGGUCACAUCGCGUGCGCAUCUGCGUCCACGCCAGGAGACGUGAGGACAGCGCGCCACGACCAUCUCUCCACACUUAGGUGUCUGCCUGUCCUUUUGGGCAGCAGGUAAUUCAAUCCCCAGCAGAUCUUUAAAUAUCUUCGUUGGAAACCUCCCUGUGGCCACACAGUGUAAGGCGAAACCCCCCCUCCCUCACUAGCCAGUGAACGGACCAGUCCGUACUUGAGUCUGCCUCCUUCUACACCCUUUAAGCGACUAUUUAGGACCGACCGCGGGGAAAGGUUGCCAUUGCCCUGAAGAACAUAUUCUUUUUAACGUUUUGACUAGUAUGUCUUUUUUUUGCCGGCCCACUCUGAGCACCUUGCAUUGAAUGGAGGACCUACUGGUUCUGCUGCCAAAGCACCGACAGGAACACGGGCUCUGCAGACGCACUGCCGCCGCCUUUCUGGACGUCUAUUCCCGCAAAGUGCUUUUCUCCCCUUUAGCGUGGGUUCUAACUACCUGCCUGCUUCUUUAAUGGGAUAAAUAAAACCUGGGCUGAGCAGGUUCAAGACCAGAGCAGGUGACCGUUUCCCUUCUGACUGCCCCAGAACCAUUGGGCCAAGGUGAGCUGACCUUUUCUUGUCAAGUCUACUGUCUUUCAAAGGCCUCCGCAUGGUGCUUUGGUCGAAAGAACAAGAAAAAGUCCCCGACAUCGACAUGUCCUCGGGGGCCAUUGAGAUAAAGAAAGAGGGAGGCCCCCUCACCCCGGCCUUUCUCAACUCCAACUGCACUGUCCACCCACUCAUCCUCUCCAACGGCCCGGAAGAAGUGAGCCCAGGAACGGGGGGCGAGUUUGAGCUCACGGAGGUCUCCUCGUUAACGGAGAGAGCCUGCGAGACGGUGGACGAGGAGAGGUCGGAGAGUGUAGUAGCAAUAGACUGUCUAGACAACGUCAAAGGUCAGCGAGAGGAGGAUGCGCUCCUGGAGAAUGCGAGUCAGAGCAAUGAGAGUGACGACACCAGCACCAAUCGGAGCCCUGAACCACCGGCACCCUUCAAGGAGAGCUCCUUCUCCAUCGGUCUGCAAGUGGUUUUUCCCUUCCUGCUGGCCGGGUUCGGGACAGUAGCUGCGGGAAUGGUGUUGGACAUCGUCCAGCACUGGACGGUGUUUAUUGAGGUGUCGGAGGUGUUCAUUCUGGUUCCUGCAUUGUUGGGGCUCAAAGGCAACUUGGAGAUGACACUGGCCUCCAGGCUUUCCACAGCGGCUAAUAUUGGUCAAAUGGAUACAGCCAAGGACAUGUGGAAAAUGGUUAUGGGAAACUUGGCCCUAAUCCAGGUCCAGGCGACAGUGGUGGGGUUCCUGGCUUCCAUAGCUGCUGUGAUCUUUGGCUGGAUCCCAGAGGGACACAUCAGGCUGGGUCACGCCGUGCUGCUGUGCGCCUCCAGCGUUGCCACCGCCUUCAUUGCUUCCCUCAUCCUCGGUCUCAUCAUGAUUGGCGUUAUCAUCGCAUCCAGGAAAGUUGGCAUCAACCCUGACAAUGUGGCCACACCCAUCGCUGCAAGCCUCGGGGACCUAAUCACCCUUUCCCUACUGGCAGGCAUCUCCACUGGGCUCUACAAGGAGCUAGAGUACAACGACUACGCCAACCCGCUGGUGUGUGCAGCGUUCGUGGCAAUGUGCCCUCUGUGGGUGCUGAUCGCCAGGAAGACCCCCUCCACCAGGGAGGUCCUCUAUUCUGGCUGGGAGCCGGUCAUUAUCGCAAUGGCGAUCAGUAGUGUGGGAGGUUUGAUCCUCGACAAAACUGUCACCAACCCCAACUUUGCUGGAAUUGCCGUCUUCACACCAGUCAUCAACGGUGUUGGGGGUAAUCUGGUGGCAGUUCAGGCCAGUCGAAUUUCCACCUAUCUCCACAUGAGUGGUCUUCCCAUGGGAGAACCUAGCCCCUCCCCCAGGAAGUGCCCAACACCCUGCAUGGCUUUCUUCAGCUCCACGGUUAACUCUCGUUCGGCCCGUGUGCUCUUCCUCUUGGUUGCUCCUGGUCACCUCGUCUUCCUCUAUACCAUCAACUCUCUGAGGGGAGGGCACACCACCCUGACACCCAUCUUCAUCACCUUUUAUCUGGCAGCUGCACUACUGCAGGUUAUGAUCCUCCUCUACCUGGCAGACUGGAUGGUUAACUGGAUGUGGGGGAGGGGCAUGGAUCCAGACAACUUCUCCAUCCCGUACCUGACCGCCCUGGGCGACCUCCUGGGGACGGGCUUCCUCGCCCUCUGCUUUCACAUGCGCUGGUUCAUUGGGGACAGAGACAUGAAUGUGGGCGAUUGAGCUGCAGAAACAUUCAAAGAAAACCCCUCGGACGUACUGUAAGCGUGCAUGGAUGGACGACUUGGUCUGUGUGUCUGAGCAAUCUGUCUGAGUGGACAAACUUAAGGGCUAAUUGUCGUCAUGGCUCAGGAUGAUCCCUGAGCCAUGAUAUCCCACAGUGGAUAUCAGGAUGUGGCUUACCUUCUCACUUUAGGGCCCAGAAAAUCUAGACAUUGCCUUUCCGUCACUAUGGAAACAAGGAUAUCUCUUGCUAACCACCCAGCAAACCCCCAGACUCUACUACCCCUUCUGUAUUUGAAUUAAUACCCAUCCAUUUUUUUUAUUUUUGUUGACCGUGAUUUUUACUGUUGGUUGAUUAUGAAUCUGAAUUGCUCCUUGUUCAACAUGCACAGCGAGUCCUCAUUAUUUUCAAUGGGGAUGUUAGCCCUCUUUUUUUUUUAAAGCUUUUAACACUUGAAGCCACAGUGAUGAAAGAGAAUAUAUAUAUACAUAUAUAUUUGUGUAUGUCUCAAAACAAGAAUGUUUUAUCACAAAGUGCUAUGUACAGAAUGAAUAUUACACAAAGUCUGGUGUAAUUUAGCGCUUUAGUAAAUAUCAAAAUUAAUUCUUUUGGCCUUGUUAUGGUAUGAGAGAAGGCUGUGGUCUCACCACAGGGGACUGGACCUAAAUUCUUUUGUAGCCUUUUCUCGUAGCUUCAUUUGAGCACAAAUAUGGGCUGUGAUUUUUAUUUUUUAAUGCUUCUGUCUUUUAGAAUUGAAGAAAAGAAGCAUCAAAUUGAGGUCGAUGCAGCACAGCACUCUAGGGCGCCUGUUUUUUGUAAAUGAUUAACUCAUUAGUUUCUGCUGAUUGAUUAAAAUUCAAAGAUAGCUUGGCUACCAGAUUUACAAAUUAGGAUGUUGUGAGAAAAACAAAUCAAACAAAAUAUUUAAAGAAUCAAGAAUACGAAUAUAAUUUAUUGUUGGAGAUUGCUCCAGGAGGAAACAUUGCCAGUCCUUUUGUUUGAAAUCACCAGCCAAACAGAGCAGAAUUGUUUUUAACCAUUUUAAGAUCCUCCCAAAAACGAAAGACACUUCUUUUAAAUCCAUUUAAAAGUUAAUAAUUUGAGUCAACUAUUUAUUUUGUUCUAUAAAAUAGGAUAAAAGAUUAAACUCAACUAAAAGUUGUUAAGUAAAGCUAAAUUUUCACCUCUAAAAUGUGAGAUUUUCAGUUUAUCAAUUUUAGAUCCACGUCACCCUAAUUCAAGCUGUUUGUAAAGCGGCCUUAUGUGCUUUAAACUGAUUAAAUAUUCCAUAAUAAACAUAAUAUUAACUGCGACUAUCAAACCUUUGUGGGAAUAAAAAAAAAGAAUGAAAAUGAGUAACAAAUUUAGUUGUGGCUAAUUAGGAUGCUAAUACAUGCCAAUGCUAGUUAACCAAAAAGCUAAUCAGCAGAAUGAAAAGUACAAUUAGCUCACUAAUCAAAUGCUAAAAAAUGAUUUAUUUCUUACCUUUCAGCUUACUAAAUAAUUAUUGACCGCUAAUCAUGUAGCUCAUCAGCUAGCUGACAACUCUAAUCGGUUAGCUAUCUAGCAAUGCAGCGGGUGGUUGAGUCUGCUAACCUUUUAGCUUAGCAGUUAGCCAACAGCUGUAGAAAGUUGGGUGAGUCCGCCAGGUUACGUUUUUUUUUUUUUUGUAAUUCUGGUAUAAGUCUUAUUAAAAUGAAGUUUAAUAAUUUAUGGAAUGAAAAGCGAAGUAAUUAAAAAAACAUAAAAAUGGAGAAACUUUUAACUAGAAAACAAAAACUUUGGGAUUUCUUUCUAUGCUUUAAAAAAAAAAAAAAAUUUAAUGCACGUUUUGUUUUUAUCUUAUUUACACCAGAACAUUUGAAAUGUGCCAAUUAAACAAACAAGUAGGGCAAGUAAAACAGGUAGAAGAAGAGGAGAUAAAAUAAUUUGUUCAUUUUAACUGCUCCAAAGCUUCCAGUGCUCAUUUCUUGAGGUUUUUGUUCAUUUUUUAUUCAUAUUUGGCUUCAUAUUCAGAAAUCUGACUUUUUUGUCACAGGAAGUUUUGAGGAAAGUUUAGCAAAACUCUGUAAAUAUAAGGCUGUUCAUCUCUUUCUGCUAAUGUAAAAAUUACCCACAAUUCAUCCACCCUUGUCUCUUUUAAAAUAGGGGCCAGCAGAAUGCAUGUGCGGGACACAUAGUGCUAAUGUGCAGAACUUGAUCCUUUUGUUUGUUUAAAAAAAAUCUUGGUCUUAAAGAGUUUAUUUUAAAUAUGUUGAAAUGUUUUGUCUUUCUUUCUAAUCUUUGAAUUAACUGUAAAACAUCUUUUUGUGUGUGUGUGUGUCAUAAAGUUCAUCAACCACUUCAACUAAUGCAAGAGACAGAGUACUGUAGUCUGCACACUACCAGCAGAGGGCACUGCAGGCUGUUUAGUGUCUUCUGGAUGUAUUUGAUGCAGAAAAGUGGCAUCUUUCCAUUUUGGCUCGACAUUAUUUUCAUUUUUUACCAUCCAUGUGCCGGCUUACUGUCUCCACAUCAGCAGAAAGGUGUGAAUACUUCUUCAAUGGGGCAUGUGAUGCUAUGUCUAUUUAUUUGAAAAGCACAUAAGGCAAAUUGUACAUAUGGUAUUUAUUCUAUAUAUAAGGUUGUUUUAUGUUGCCAUUUUGGCUCAGUUUGGCACCAUGUCAGACUUUUUUUUCUUCUUCAUUUCGAGCCACUACUCUUUUGCAGAAACACAAAACGGCCUUAACAAUAACAGAGCCAAGUUCGACUCAGAGUAACCCAUCAGGAGUUAGGUUUGCCUCUUUAAUUCGUUUAAUAAAGGAUGUACAGUCUGUUGAUUACUUGUGAUGCGAUAAUACUUUGGCAGUGGAAAAGUGUGCUGGUUUUUGUCAAUGUUUUUGACCAUGUGAGGGCUGAAGCUCCGCCCCCAUUCCCAGCCUUCUGAGCUUGUUCCCAGCUGCCGCUGCCUUGUUAACCUUGGAACCCUCACGGGGAGCCGCGCUCAACUUCAGUUUGCUAACAUCAAGAUCAAACCUCUAUUGUUUGCUUGUCAGCUCUAAUUCCUUUGAAGAAAGCUGAUGUCAAAUGUUCCGGCUCUGGAGAUGUCGCUCUGUAUAACCUCUCAGAGGAAGAGGAAUUGUUCGGGGGGGGGCACUUUCUGUAUCUGUAAUUUGCUGGAAAUAAAUGACUAUAUUAUUUCAUACAGUUCCUCUGUUUUAGUCUAGCUUUUGUUGAAAUUGUUGCUCUUUCAUCCUGUAACAAAAGUCUUUGCAACGAUGUUUCUGUUCAAUUAAAUUGGCAUAAAACAUU